AUGGCGCCUCAUCCCUCGGGUGUGCCAGCUGUCCAAGCGACCCACGAGACAGAACAGCCCUUCCAGGGCGCCUCGGACGCCGAAGUGACCUGCGUUGCGUCCGCUCCGCCCAGCCCGGCUCGCGUGCAGGGGGGCUGCGCGGAGGAGGAAGGGGGCGGCUGCCGAGGCGCCUCGAGGAAGCUCCGGCCGAGGCGCGGGGGGCGCAGCCGGCCCAAGAGCGAGUUGGCUCUGAGCAAGCAGCGGCGGAGCCGGCGCAAGAAGGCCAACGACCGCGAGCGCAAUCGGAUGCACAACCUCAACUCCGCGCUGGACGCGCUUCGCGGCGUCCUGCCCACCUUUCCCGACGAUGCCAAGCUCACCAAGAUCGAGACGCUACGCUUCGCGCACAACUACAUCUGGGCGCUGACGCAGGCGCUGCGCAUAGCAGACCACAACCUCUACGGGCUGGAGCCGCCCGCGCCGCCCUGCGAAGAGCUGGGCAGCCAGGACGGCGGCUCCCCGGGAGAAUGGGGCUCCCUCUACUCUCCGGUCUCCCAGGCGGGCAGCCUGAGCCCCGCCGCCUCGCUGGAGGAGCGUCCGGGGCUGCAGAUGCCUGCCUCCCCUACCGGUCUGCGCCCCGGCGCCCUAGCUUUCUCAGACUUUCUAUGAAGGGGCCCGCGGGUCUCUGGGCGGUGCGUGCUCGGGAGAGAGGGAGGGGGCGGUUACGGGGGCCCUCAUGCGAACUUGCCCUUCCGGUCUCUGGCUCGCUGACACCCGAUGAGCCCAGGCGCCUACGAGGGUGACAGGCUGGAUUCAAUCCCCCGUCCUCUGCGUCGCGCUAACUUCAGACCACCGCACUCAGGUUGCUGCGCAAGCAGGUGGGCGUUGCAGGCUUCGAGCGUUCCCCUCCCUGCGACCACCCCAAGUCUCCCGCAAAGACGACGACAAUGGUAGCACUGCGCAGCCGGAGACACUGUCUCCAGCCAUCCUACCCUCCCUCAAGUGUGCCAGUCUGUCUCUUACCAACCUUCCAACCAAGGUGACUUAAUCCAGUAUUUGAUCUCCUCCGGUUUGCUCUCCUCGCCCAGCGUCUCUUCUGGAAAGACGCCGCUGACCCUCUCCGUAUUAAGCCCUGGUUUCUGGCCGGUCCGCUGCCUUAAUCCACGAAGGCGAUCCUCCGCCUUCUCUCGGUGCACUUUUCAGAGCCAUUGGCCUCCCGGGGGAGGGAGACCAGGCUGUGAACUGCGGCAGAGACCGCCUGGCUCAGGAAUGUCUCUCCCGCUUCCCUGCGACUGAAGCUCCCCUGUCUUAAAAAAAAGAAAGGAAGGAAGGAAGGAAGGAAGGAAGGAAGGAAGGAAGGAAGAAAGAAAGAAAGAAAGAAAAAAGAAAAGAAAAGAAAAAGAAGAAGAGAGAAGAAAAAAUCAGUUUGUAAAUUAUAUGAUACCUUUUGAAAUGAAUUUUGGUAUGGUAAAUUAUA
Molecule: messenger RNA, 1456 nt
Organism: Felis catus (domestic cat)
Lineage: Eukaryota; Metazoa; Chordata; Mammalia; Carnivora; Felidae
Gene: NEUROG3
Product: neurogenin 3
Exons: 1
Coding region: 1-648 (215 amino acids)
Molecular function (GO): protein dimerization activity
Source: RefSeq, a predicted model, not a curated record